Messenger RNA from Anopheles coustani, 1282 nucleotides. RefSeq names its product PCI domain-containing protein 2 homolog (gene PCID2). Gene Ontology annotation, cellular component: transcription export complex 2. Gene Ontology annotation, molecular function: double-stranded DNA binding; RNA binding. Gene Ontology annotation, biological process: transcription elongation by RNA polymerase II; post-transcriptional tethering of RNA polymerase II gene DNA at nuclear periphery; poly(A)+ mRNA export from nucleus. The transcript has a single exon. The record is from RefSeq and is a predicted model, not a curated record. The coding region runs from base 85 to 1272 and encodes 395 amino acids. Lineage: Eukaryota; Metazoa; Arthropoda; Insecta; Diptera; Culicidae.
GGUAGUAAACGGUAUCAACACAAUUUGUUGCGAAUUGUUAUUAAAAGUUUUGAACGGAAAUAACUGUACAAUCGGACCGGUAUCAUGUAUCUUAACGAUUAUCUCACCAAAAUUAUGCGCGUGUGGAACGCACAGGAAGGUCAGGCGGUCGCGCGGUUCCUUUCCCUACAGGACAGUCAUGUAAACAAUCCCAACCUCCACAAAGAGAACCUCGAUGCCGUCGUUAGUCGCCAGCUCGUGUCUCCGUUGGACGAAAUUGUGACCGCACACCUGAAGACUGUGUAUCAUUUGAUGCGAACUAGCACGCCCAACUACAACGAAGCGUAUCGCCAUCAAACAAGCUGCAUCCAGGCGGUGGUGAAAAUGUUACAACAAAUCAAGGAAGAGAACUGGGUCCUACCGAUCAUGUACGUGACUUCGAUCGAUCUGCGACUGCUGGCGGCCAAGUGCGAGAUGCACGCAAAGAGCUCGAAGGCUGGGGAAAUUCUCGAGAAAGCAGCGGAAAGCCUAAUGUCAUGCUUCCGAGUGUGCGCCGGCGAUACGCGGUCAUCCGACGAGGAAACCAAGCGACUCGGCAUGCUAAAUCUCGUCAACCAACUGCUGAAGGUGUACUUUCGCAUCAACAAGCUGCACCUGUGCAAACCCCUCAUCCGGGCGAUCGAUAGUUCAAACUUUAAGGAAAGCUUUAGCCUGGCGCAACGUAUAACGUACAAAUACUUCGCCGGACGGAAAGCAAUGUACGAUUCGAACUUCAAGAGUGCGGAAGAGUAUUUGACCUUUGCGUUCGAAAACUGCCCGAGAAGAUUCACCAAGAACAAGCGAUUGAUUCUGAUCUAUCUGACGCCGGUUAAAAUGUUGCUCGGUUAUAUGCCCCGGAAAGAAAUACUGGAACGGUACAAUUUGCUCCAGUUCCACGAUCUGGCCGCAGCCGUGAAGGAAGGCAACGUACGGAAGUUCGACGAAGCGAUCCGACGCCAUGAAAUGUUCUUAAUUAACGCAGGUGUGUAUUUGAUUGUGGAAAAGCUGAAAAUCAUUACCUACCGGAAUCUGAUUAAGAAGGUGUAUCUAAUUCUGGAGACACAUCAAAUCGACAUGGACGCCAUACAUACCGCACUGCAAUUUUCCGGUGUUGAAGACGUGUCCAUCGAUGAGACGCACUGCAUAGUGGCUAAUUUGAUCUACGAGAGCCGCAUUAAAGGAUAUAUAAGCUAUCAGCACAAUAAGUUGGUCAUAUCGAAGCAAAAUGCAUUCCCAAAUGUGGUAGCAGUGUAACAAAAGAGGA